This is a messenger RNA of Brassicogethes aeneus, 2349 nucleotides long. NCBI's taxonomy places the organism in Eukaryota, Metazoa, Arthropoda, Insecta, Coleoptera, Nitidulidae. The record is from the annotation of a GenBank genome assembly.
AUGGACGAAGUGGAUAAACAUAAUGGGAAUUUUAAUACACAGCACGAUUUAUAUUUGCAAGAAAUCGAGGGAAUUGAUGAUUACUGGGGUCCCACAUUUAGGGCCAUAUACGACAACGGUGAACAUGUAGAGUUCCGCAAAAAAUUGGAAUCUAGGAUUAAAGAUCAUGAUAAAGACAUUGAAAGACUUUGUAAUGUUUACUACCAAGGUUUUAUUGAAUCUGUGCGAGAGCUACUUGAAGUCAGAUCCAAAGCCAAAAAACUAAAUAAUGAGGUUGUAUUUAUGGAUGAAAAUUUGCAUGAAGCAGCAAAAAAUGUUACUAAAUCGGGUAACGAAUUGCUUAAGGCUAGACAGGUUCAAAGUAAUAUAGCUGUUGUUAUAAAACAGUUGAAUUUGUGUUUGCCAGUUUUAACAACCUACUCGAAGCUAAAGAAGCAGAUAUCAGAAAAAAGAUAUUAUCCAGCCCUAAAAACUUUGGAGGAAAUGGAACAUGUUCACCUACCACAAAUUAUUAAUUAUAGAUUUUAUUCACAGUUGAGAGAAAGUAUUCCCAAAAUAAGGGAAAGUAUCGAGCAAGCUUCCAUGUCAGAUUUAAAAGACUUUUUAGAAAAUAUUAGGAGAUUCUCGCCCAAGAUUGGAGAGGUUGCAAUGAGACAUACCAGUGAACAAUUGGCCAGCGAUCCGACUGUAAUAGGAAGGAAAAAAAAAAGAAAUGCUCAUCAGCCAGGUGAACACACUGCUUCAUAUUCAGAGGAGGACCUAAGCGCACAAGAACUAAUCGAUUUUUCGCCAAUAUACAGGGGCUUACAUAUUUUCACUGUUUUAAAACGAUCUUCGAAUUAUGAGACCUACUACAGAACCGAAAGAACUAAACAAGCCAGGCUUGUGUUGCAACCACCAACUAAUAUGCACGAAUCGGAGGAAAGUUACAGAAUGUACAUCCAUGCAGUUUUGGGAUUUUUUAUACUUGAAGAUCAUGUUUUAAAUACGGGUAAAGGCUUGAUAACCAGAGCUUUUCUGGAUGACAUGUGGAACAUGGCCCUCUCUAAAAUCGUAACCGCUCUUCAGACGCACUCGGCGUACUGCACAGAUGCCACGUUGAUUCUGCGCAUAAAAGAUUUGAUCAUGUUAUUUUGCACAACGUUGAGGAACUACGGAUACAGCGUUAAGCCCUUGUGGGAGUUGGUUAGAGAGUUAAGGGAUCAUUACACGGAAGUUUUGAUGCAACGCUGGGUGCAAGUUUUUAGAGAAGUGCUCUCAAAAGAGGACUUUCAACCUAUCGGGGUGUUCAGUCAAGAAGAAUUCGACAACAUUUUGUCGUCGUUUCCCUGGGAAGGAGAUAUUCCCGACGACAUCGUAUUCCCGUUUUUCUUUCCGUUUUCCAGCAUGGUGCCCACAGUGUAUCAGCAAGUGAAGGAGUUCAUUUAUGCUUGCCUUAAAUUUUCCGAAGAUUUGAAUCUUAGUCAAGUGGAAGUGGACGAAAUGAUAAGGAAAUCCAUGAAUUUAUUGUUAACCCGGACUUUCAGCGGGUGUUUGUCGUCGACGUUUAGAAGCCCGCACGUCAAUUUGCAGGAAAUUAUACAAAUUAUUGUCGAUACUGGGUAUUUAGAGGAAGCCACGGUUUAUUUGGAUCAAUUCAUAUCCAAUAUUACUGGGGAGGAGUCUCGCGGCGUGUCCUCCGGAAUGGUGCAGGGACAGCCGGUGAUGUUCAGAGUGGCCCGCGAAGACGCCGUCCGGCAAAUCUGCGAAAAACUAGGGCAAAAACUGAACGCUUUCCUCGAACUGGAAAAUUACGAUUGGCUGCUGGUGGAGCCCACGGGUCACGCGUCAAGCUUCAUAUCGGACUUGAUAGCUUUCCUGCAGACUACAUUCCACAGUUUCACCAACCUGCCGGCUGAAGUGGCUCAGGUAGCGUGUAAAUCAGCUUGCGAGCAUAUUGCCGAAUCGAUGUUCUCUUUGCUAAUGAAUGACGAGAUCAAGCAAAUUUCCAUGGGUGCCUUGAACCAAAUUAAUUUGGACCUACUGCAGUGUGAACUUUUUGCUGCUUCAGAACCUGUAAAAGGUUUGCAAGAAGACGAUUUGUUGGUCUAUUUUGGAAAAUUGAGAGAGGUUUUGGAUCUUUUUAUAUCCUGGGAUUGGCCGACUUACUUUCACGACUAUGCCAAGGAAACCAACAAGUAUAAAAUGGUAGACCCUGAUACUGCCAUUAUUAUUUUGGAAAAAUUAAGAGAGGGUGACAAAAAAACGAUGUUUACAGUUCUCAAAAAAAGCGAAAGGGACAAAAAGAAACUUUUAGAAACAGUACUGAAACAAUUAAAACAAUUGUCUCAAGUCCCACAAAACAAAUAA